UUAGCGAGAUACACCAGAAAGUAUUCACAAAAAGCACUUCCCCCCCUCUCUUUUUUCUCUCUCUCUCUCUCUCUCUCUCUCUCUACAUAUCUGUACAUUUGUGUCAUAUUAUGUGUACAUCUGAUCUGAAACCCUAGCCUUUCGAUCCCGCGGACGAGGUGCAUUUGGAUGUGAGAUACGUAGUUGCUGGAAUCGUGGAGUCGGUCAGAUCGACUAUAAUGGCGGAUGUGUCCGAAGUAGGAGUGUUGGCUCAUGAGACGGCGGCGACGACGACGUACGCCAGCAAUGGCAGUGCUGAGCCGACGUACACUCACGCGUCGCCGGGGCCGCUGAUGUUGUCGGGAUCGUUUAAGGAAGGGAGGAGCUCGUCGCGGAGGAGAGCGUCGGUGAGGCCCAGCCUCGACGCUGAUGAGUUCCUUAACCUGCUUCACGGGUCGGAUCCGGUCAAGGUCGAGCUCAAUCGGCUCGAGAACGAAGUCCGAGAUAAGGACCGUGAGUUGGGGGAGGCCCAGGCGGAGAUAAAGGCCUUGAGGUUCUCCGAACGACUUAGAGAAAAGGCCGUUGAAGAGCUCACUGAAGAGCUGUCAAAGGUUGAGGAGAAGCUGAAGUUAACGGAAUCUCUUCUUGAAAGCAGAAAUCUUGAGAUAAAGAAAAUCAACGAUGAGAAGAAAGCUUCCAUGGCAGCACAGUUUGCUGCUGAAGCCACUCUUCGAAGGGUUCAUGCUGCUCAAAAGGAUGAUGAUAUGCCUCCAAUUGAAGCCAUUCUUGCACCUCUGGAGGCUGAGCUCAAGCUGGCUAAGCAAGAGAUUGCAAAGCUUCAAGAUGAUAACAAAGCCUUGGAUCGUCUUACAAAAUCAAAAGAAGCAGCCUUAAUUGAAGCUGAGAGGACUGUUCAGGUUGCCUUGGCAAAGGCCUCUUUGGUGGAUGAUCUCCAAAAUAAAAACCAGGAACUAAUGAAGCAGAUAGAAAUAUGCCAGGAAGAAAAUAAAAUUUUGGACAAAAUGCAUAGACAAAAGGUUGCAGAGGUUGAAAAGCUUACUCAAACUGUUCGGGAGUUGGAAGAGGCUGUUCUUGCUGGUGGUGCGGCUGCAAAUGCCGUGAGGGAUUAUCAACGAAAAUUUCAGGAGAUGAAUGAUGAAAGGAAAACACUUGACCGGGAGCUGGCCCGUGCAAAGGUAUCUGCAAACAGAGUGGCUGUAGUGGUUGCAAAUGAGUGGAAGGAUGCUAAUGACAAAGUGAUGCCUGUGAAGCAAUGGCUUGAAGAACGGAGAUUUUUGCAGGGAGAUAUGCAGCAACUUCGAGACAAGCUUGCUAUAGCUGAGCGAACUGCAAAGUCUGAAGCACAGUUAAAAGAAAAAUAUCAUUUACGACUAAAAGUGCUAGAGGAGAGUUUGAGAGGUUCUUCUUCUGGUAAUGCUCGCAGUACACCAGAGCGACGAAGCAUAAGCAAUGGGCCUUCUCGUCGUCAGUCCAUUGGUGGAGCUGAUAACAUCUCAAGAUUAACCUCAAAUGGCUUUUUAUCAAAGAGAACACCAACCUCUCAAUUUAGGUCCUCUUCUUUGUCCUCCAGCACCAGUGCAGUACUGAAGCAUGCUAAAGGCACCUCAAAAUCAUUUGAUGGUGGCUCAAGGUCUUUGGAAAGGAGUAAGAUUCUCUUAAAUGGAACAAGCCCCAGCUAUUCAUUCAACCAAUCUUGUGAGGGAACAAAGGAUGGUGAGGGGAAUAAUAACUGGAAAGAAAAUUCGGAUGAUAAGCCAAACGAGUUCCAGAUCGUGGAUACAGAGGAUAGCGUCCCAGGGGUUAUGUAUGAGUUACUGCAAAAAGAGGUUAUAGCUUUGAGGAAAGCAGGCCACGAGAAAGAUCAAAGCCUGAAAGACAAGGAUGACGCCAUUGAGAUGUUAGCAAAGAAGGUAGAGACAUUGACUAAGGCAAUGGAAGUUGAAGCAAAGAAGAUGAGAAGAGAAGUAGCUGCCAUGGAAAAGGAGGUAGCUGCCAUGCGUGUAGAGAAAGAACACGAGAAUAGGGCAAAAAGGUUUGGCAAUUCAAAGGGUCCUGUCACUAGUGCUCAGCUGCUUUCUGCCAGAAAUGUGACACGAGCUGGGUUGACACGCAGUACCCAAUGACAGGAAUCCUGAUUGCAGUUGCUGCAGCAAGUCUGCAUAGGCUUUCUUGCUCUUCAUUUUUAUUUCUUACUUGUAAUUUGUGAUUCUCUCUUCCCGCACGCCAUCCGACGAGUCAGAUGUCUCUACUACAUUUACUGAAUUAGCUGAGACAAGAAACUCCAGAAAGGAAACAGAAUCUGAGGAAGAAAUUGGUGUGCUUCUGACUGUUAGACUGUAAUUCCACUGCUUAGGGAUCAGGAAAAGAAAAGGAGGAAAGAUAAUUCACGUUUGGGGCUAACUUUUUGUCAGGUUUUCUUCGAGUGGCCAGUACGUGUGGUUGUAUAGGUAUCUUAUUGGCUUUUAUAUAAUUUUUUUUUUUUUUUUUUGUUCCUUUCUCAUUUUGAGUUUAUAUUUGUAUUAUGUGCCAGAGCCUAUAGCCUCUACCAGUUGCUGGUUCAUGUUUGUUAAUAUAUUUGCAAUAUUAUAUGAAUACUAAAUAAUGAAACUAGGUUUGACGUU
Carya illinoinensis is the source of this 2621-nucleotide messenger RNA. RefSeq names its product microtubule-associated protein 70-1-like. Gene Ontology annotation, biological process: cytoskeleton organization. The transcript is spliced from 11 exons. NCBI's taxonomy places the organism in Eukaryota, Viridiplantae, Streptophyta, Magnoliopsida, Fagales, Juglandaceae. Bases 219 to 2123 code for a protein of 634 amino acids. The record is from RefSeq and is a predicted model, not a curated record. Gene Ontology annotation, molecular function: microtubule binding.